AUGGGUUCAGUUUCUACUUACAAAAGAAAAGAGCCACAGCCAAACAGCCCCUUUGACACACUACCGGACGAUGUUAUCCAGCUUAUACUCAACAGAGUCAAAGACGCUAAGACCCUCGUUCGUUGCCUCACAUUAAACAAGCGUUUCGCUUCUAUUAUCCCCGAAACCGACGUCGUUUCACUCCCACUCUUCGUCUCUCAACGCCCUCACCACAACAAUAAUCAAAAUAACAAUGGAAAUAAUAACAAUUUUAGCAGGGGCAAUCCUGUAAAUUUAGUUAAAUCAGUGGUCAGUUACCUCAUCGCUAAAUUCCGCCGCCGCAACAACCGUCACAGCAACCGCGGUGGUGAAGGCGAUAAUUCUGUCCCUGAUUCUCUGUGCCAGUGCGCUCCGAAGCUACUCAAACCGUUCCGCCGCAUCACGCACCUUCAUUUCGAGCUCCACACCAUUGGCGGCACCGUCGACAAGGAGUUCCUCAAAUGGAAAGCGAUCUACGGCAGCGAGCUCAAGACUUGCGGUGUUCUCUGCGCGACUUCGUUUCGCCGAUCUAACGACGGCGAGUCGGUGCCGUUGAAAGAGCAACAACAGGAGGAUGAAACGGUGCCUCAUCCGCCGCCGUCGGUGCCGACUGAAGAGUUCAAGGCUCGGAUCAUGUGGACAAUCUCGUGCUUGAUCUCGGCAUCGGCGAGGCAUUUCUUGCUGAAGCAGAUGCUGGCGCAGUUUCCGACGCUGAAGACGGCGACGAUAAGUGAUGCGAGGAGGCAGGGGAAGUUGUCCAUGGGAGAGGACGAGAUCCGAGAUCUGAGGGAGUCGCUGAAGGAGGAAGGCGCGACGGAGCUAACGGCGGAGCGUGUGGUGCCGGACCUUAGGAUGAGGAUGUGGUACGCGCCGGAGCUUGAGCUUCCGGCGGCGAGGUGCGUGCUGAAAGGAGCGACGCUGCUCGUGAUUGGACCUGCUAACAGCAAGGAGGAGAUGGUCCCUCCAGCGGAUAUCGGUUACGACGGUGAUGCGGCAGAGCAGGCGUUGUUCGCGGAGGCGCAGAGAGAGAUCGUGAAGAUGAAGAAGCGGAGUUGCUACGUGAUGGAAAUGACGUCGUUUUGA
Molecule: messenger RNA, 1101 nt
Organism: Arachis stenosperma
Lineage: Eukaryota; Viridiplantae; Streptophyta; Magnoliopsida; Fabales; Fabaceae
Product: F-box protein At5g46170-like
Exons: 1
Coding region: 1-1101 (366 amino acids)
Molecular function (GO): protein binding
Source: RefSeq, a predicted model, not a curated record